This is a messenger RNA of Kazachstania africana CBS 2517, 1464 nucleotides long. RefSeq names its product Mrx6p (gene MRX6). NCBI's taxonomy places the organism in Eukaryota, Fungi, Ascomycota, Saccharomycetes, Saccharomycetales, Saccharomycetaceae. The transcript has a single exon. Bases 1 to 1464 code for a protein of 487 amino acids. The record is from RefSeq and is a predicted model, not a curated record. Gene Ontology annotation, cellular component: mitochondrion.
AUGAUACGAACGGUGGAGCAUCUGGGCGUGAAUUUGAAUCAAUGCCAUGGAGGUGUUCCGAUUGUAAGAUUUGCUAGCAGACGUUUUGUCUCUUCUGGGAAAGAUAAGGGUUUUAAUAGUUCAACAAACGAAACUCACACUUCUAAGUCUCGCAGUGGGCAGGGCCAUAGUGGUGAAUCAACAGCAACCCUGCUAAAGAAAAGGUCUCAAGGUCGCAAGAGGUCUCUAAUUGUACCGAAAGUGCAAAACACAGACUAUAUCUCAAGGGAAGAGUUAGAACUCGAGGAACUAUUCUGUGGAUAUAGGCCUCUUUUUUUAGGUAAUUCUCCCUUCAUCAAGCCACGGUAUAACCCAAAUAAUAGAUCUCCUUCACUUCCUACUUUGCUCGUCAAGCUAAGGCUGAUGGAUGUGCUAAAUAUGGGAAGUAAUAGUUCAUCAGAGAAAUUCGAUUUCAACAAAAUAUUUCAAAGUCAGACUGAGGAUGAUUUCAUGAGCGAUGCAGAUAAGGACAGAAGCCCCAUAUUCCCAUGGGAAGUUUCUGUAAGUGGGCUCAACUUUCAAGAUGAAGGUUUCAAAAAUCUCCCUCCGAAAAUUGUUACCAGCUUAAACCCUUUCAAGCCAAUUGCUCGCCCUAAAUUGGAAAGCCUCCCGCCAGCUAAUCUAUACAAAUCUACUAAGAUAAGAUAUCAUAGUCCUAAUAUCAAUGAUAGGACGGAUAUGGUGGAUCUGUUCGAUAUUCAUACCCUGAGAAACAAAAGGCUUGAAACUCGUGGAAAGUAUCCCAUUCAAUCUACUUCGCUUCAAGAUAAAUAUUAUUUGGAAGCUAAACAAAAAUAUGAGGAAGAGAUUAGGUUCUUAGCUCGCCGAAAUACUUUUAUCAUUGAAGAUCAAUUGAAAUUAAAAAAUGAUAUUAAUAACUUAAGUGCUUUCAUCUCUGAACGAUUCCAUGAACUUACAAAACUUACCAUCAAUGAUGAUUUCAAAGAACGUCCAUUACCUCUGUUUAUAUAUUUUCAGUCAACAAUUGUCUCACGAAGAGCUUAUAAACGAUUUUUGAGGAAGACAAUAGAAACUCACAUUGAUCCCAUUUUAUUCACUGUAAAAUCUGCAUUUGAAUCACACAGUAAGGCUAAAAAAUUUCAAACACAAGUUGAACUGAACAUUCGCCGUAUGAUUGACAAUCUAACAAGACAGACCCCACAUAUAUCUUUCACUGACGGCCAAAAGGCCGUCGAUUCAGUUAUCGUUUCAAGUCCAGUACCCUCGUUUAAAAGGAUAUUUUGGAUAAAGCCAAACAAAAGAAGUAGAGUCUUUUGGGGGGAAAAUAUUGAUAGAAACUACCCUGUUCAAUUUGAAGGCAAGUAUGUUACAACAAGAAACGGUAUUAAAUAUAUGAAGUAUCCGAUCAAUUUGAAUUGGCGAACACUUGGUGAAGUUUUCGAUGAAUGGAAUCACCGAAACUAA